GUCACGCAUGCAGGCACGCAGCCACCAAGAGAUUGCAGUGCUUCCUAAUGAUUGGUCGUCUAAUACAGAGAAGUGCGGGGGUUACUCCAAAGUAGCAGCGCACCUCAAUGAACCUUAUUGGUGCACUGUGAGCGAUCAUCAUCUCUCCACUGGAUUCCCAUCGUCAACCUCCCGAACAUAUGCAUUUGCCCACCUUCUUCCCAAGGAGUUGAACAGAGAGGUUGUAGGUGGGGGAGGGAAAAUGGCACAAAGCUCGCUGCUGUUGCUACUGUGGCUCUUCGACACAUCAUUCGCGGGAUUUCCUAAUCAGAUUAAUAUCGGGGGUCUCUUCAUGCGCUCCACCGUGCAGGAGCACAGCGCCUUCAGGUUCGCGGUGCAACUCUACAACACCAACCAAAACACCACCGAGAAGCCUUUCCACCUCAACUACAACGUGGACAACCUGGAGUCUUCCAACAGCUUCUCGGUCACCCACGCGUUUUGCUCCCAGUUCUCCCGCGGAGUGUAUGCCAUCUUCGGAUUCUACGACAAGAAGUCCAUGAACACCUUGACGUCAUUCUGCGGAGCUCUUCAUACCUCCUUCGUCACACCCAGUUACCCCACCGACAACGAGGUGCAGUUCGUCAUCCAGAUGCGUCCUGCGCUCCGAGGGGCAGUCCUAAGUCUGAUCUCUCACUACAAGUGGCAGAAGUUUGUCUACCUCUACGACACAGACCGAGGCUUCUCCAUACUGCAGGCCAUCAUGGAGGCGGCGGUGGCCAACAACUGGCAGGUGACCGCACGCUCCGUCAGCAGCACCACAGAUGCAGCAGAGUUCAAACGCAUCAUUGAAGAGAUGGACAGGAGGCAGGAAAAGCGCUUUGUGAUUGACUGUGAGGUUGGCAGGAUCAACACCAUAUUAGAGCAGGUUGUGGCCCUGGGGAAGAACAGUCGUGGCUACCACUAUAUUCUGUCCAAUCUUGGAUUUUCUAAUGUGAGUUUGGACAAAGUGUUUGCUGGAGGAGCCAACAUUUCAGGCUUUCAAAUAGUCAACCCUGAGAACGCCAUUGUGCAGCAGUUUAUGCAGCGCUGGGAGCGGCUAGAUGAAAGAGAAUUCCCAGAAGCCCGGAAUGCUCCUCUGAAGUACACUUCAGCACUGACACAUGAUGCCAUCCUGGUGAUAGCAGAGGCCUUCCGGUACCUGCGGCGCCAACGUGUGGACGUCUCUCGUCGUGGCAGCGCCGGAGACUGUCUUGCCAAUCCCGCUGUACCUUGGAGCCAAGGCAUCGAUAUCGAGAGAGCUCUCAAAACGGUCCAAGUGCAGGGGAUGACUGGCAACAUCCAGUUUGACAACUAUGGCCGUCGGACCAACUACACCAUAGAUGUGUAUGAGAUGAAAAUAGGUGGGCCAAGGAAGAUCGGGUACUGGAACGAGUUCACACGCUUUGUAAAUAUAAUGGACCCGCAGGUCACCAACGACUCCUCAGUGGAAAACCGAACGAUUGUGGUCACUACUAUUAUGGAAGCUCCUUAUGUGAUGUACAAGAAAAAUUAUAUGCAUCUGGAGGGGAAUGACAGAUAUGAAGGCUACUGCGUCGAUUUAGCAUCUGAGAUUGCCAAACAUGUUGGAAUUAAGUACAAACUGUCUAUAGUAAUGGAUGGGAAGUAUGGAGCCCGAGACCCCGAGACCAAGGCAUGGAACGGGAUGGUGGGUGAACUGGUCUAUGGGAGAGCAGAUAUAGCUGUUGCACCUCUCACCAUUACUCUGGUACGAGAGGAAGUGAUAGACUUUUCCAAGCCAUUUAUGAGUUUGGGCAUCUCCAUUAUGAUAAAGAAGCCUCAAAAGUCCAAGCCUGGCGUUUUCUCCUUCUUGGAUCCACUGGCCUAUGAGAUCUGGAUGUGUAUAGUGUUUGCCUAUAUUGGGGUGAGCGUGGUUCUGUUCCUGGUCAGUCGGUUCAGUCCUUACGAGUGGAACCUUGAGGAACAGGACGAGACCAAAGACCCUCAGACGCCCCCUGAUCCUCCCAAUGAUUUUGGGAUUUUCAAUUCUCUCUGGUUCUCAUUGGGCGCCUUCAUGCAGCAAGGCUGUGACAUCUCCCCAAGGUCUCUCUCAGGCCGUAUAGUCGGUGGUGUGUGGUGGUUCUUCACCCUCAUCAUCAUCUCAUCUUACACAGCCAACCUAGCUGCCUUCUUGACAGUGGAAAGGAUGGUCUCUCCAAUAGAGAGUGCUGAAGAUCUGGCAAAGCAGACAGAGAUAGCAUAUGGCACUCUGGACUCAGGUUCCACAAAAGAGUUUUUUAGGCGAUCGAAAAUAGCCGUAUAUGAGAAGAUGUGGUCAUACAUGAAAUCAGCCGAACCCUCAGUGUUUGUUAAGACCACACCCGACGGCGUGGCCCGGGUACGAAAGUCAAAGGGCAAGUUCGCUUUUCUCCUCGAAUCCACCAUGAACGAGUACAUCGAGCAGCGGAAGCCCUGCGAUACCAUGAAAGUGGGCGGCAACCUCGACUCCAAAGGCUACGGAGUGGCGACGCCCAAAGGCUCAGCAUUAAGAAAUGCUGUUAACCUGGCAGUUUUAAAACUGAAUGAGCAAGGCCUCUUGGACAAAUUGAAAAACAAAUGGUGGUACGACAAGGGAGAGUGCGGCAGCGGGGGAGGUGACUCCAAGGACAAGACAAGUGCUCUCAGCCUUAGCAAUGUGGCUGGAGUCUUCUAUAUUCUGGUUGGAGGGCUGGGGCUGGCCAUGAUGGUUGCCCUGAUAGAGUUCUGUUAUAAGUCACGGCAAGAAACCAAACGGCUGAAAUUGUCCAAGAGUGCUCACAAUUUUAAGCCGACUCCCGCAACCAACACCCAGAACUUUGCCACAUACAGAGAAGGCUACAAUGUAUAUGGAACAGAGAGUGUUAAGAUUUAGAGGUUUAGCAAAUGUUUCCCUCAUCCCGUGCAAAUGUGAUUAAAUAUCUCUGAAAGGACAAGGAUCACGAGAAUGGAGCCAAAUCCUUUUGGGCUGGACACUGAUAUGAUAAUCUGCAAUGACGACACGACUGAACCGAUCAUGGCAACAGCCGAUUUCCCUCCUCUCAGUGCCUUACGGAAAGUUCAAUCAAUGCAACGCAUUCUCAACGAUAUUGAUUUUUGCUUGAAACUCACAGAAAUGAGAAGAAUUGAGAGGUCAGCCAAAUAGAAUUACUGUAUUUAUACAGUACAUAUAGAAUACAUGUGAUGUGAGAGAAAUAAAGCCAUCAUUUUGCAAUGCUAAGCACAUCUUGAAGUGCCAGAAGAUGAAUCUGAGAUGACGAGGGUCUAAUUGGUUUCUUGUAAAAGCAGAUUACUCCUCAUUCUCCCGCUGCCAGGUUUUCAUUAGUUAUACAUAUUCAAAUGUGUUCUUCGUAUCUUGUCAGUGCACCGCCAGACACUGAUUAUUACAAUAUUAGCUUUUAUACUAACCUUGCCCCUCCCUCUUGAAUUGAUUCAUCUUUGUGAAAUGCCAUUUAAACGGUUAAAAGUGUGUUGUUUGUACACUUUUGGUGCUACCGACACACACCAAAGAACCAGGUCAUGACUCGCACUUCCAAUACUGCCAACAUGUGCGUAUGUUAUUCAAAGAAAGGUUACCAUGCCUAAAGUGCGUGUGAGCGCGUGCAUGCACUCCCAGUAAAGUAUCCCAGUAAGGUUGCUCAUCUCCCGAAAGAACUCCAUAUUCUCUGUAAUGGAAGUAGAACCAAAACAAUAAAGGCUAAAUCAAGUGUAGAUGAACUGCUGAAUCUAAAUGAUACCAGUAAUGGCUUUCUAAUUGUACUAUGUGGACUAGUUUGCCAUUUUCCUCGCACAUAAGAAGAUUUUGAAAUGAAUGAACUGUUUUUCAUUUUUGUUUCCUUUCAAGAGCAUUCCAUUGUUUGGUGAUUUCAUAUUGUAAAAUAAAAUAAAAACAUUAAAAUAAAGAGAUAAAUAAAGGUUGGACCAGGGUGGGUCUGCAAGCUUAGCACAUGUCCAUAUUGCUGUAACAAUUACUUUCCCAAAAAGGCUGUGAUUCAAUAGGAUUUUUAGAAAGUACUUAAGUCACCUGAAACUGUGGGAAAAUAGUUUUAUAUGUUAAAAAAAAAAAAGAAACAAUGUGACAAAAACAGUUGAAGUAUGUACAUUUAGAUGAACACAAACUAUUUAUAUUACAUAAUGAAAAGUGUUUUUUUUCCCCCUUUUUUAAAAAAAAACAAAAAAAUGCAUGUAACGCUUGAUGAGCCCUACAACUCACAAACUGACCCGAGAUUAGACAUUCAGCCCUGGUUUUAUAUACAUAUAUAUAUAUACAUAUAUAUAUAUAUAUAUAUAUAUAUAUAUAUAGUAAUUUGGUGUAUCAGUUCUACCUUUUUCUUUUUUGUGAAGCUCACCUCUCUGGGAGAUCACCAGGCAUUGUAGAGGAUACAAAAGAGCAAGAGAUGCAUGCAUAAUUUACUGAACCUCAUUAGUGAGGCGCUGUACAGAGAAUUUUAA
This is a messenger RNA of Phyllopteryx taeniolatus (common seadragon), 4467 nucleotides long. Its product is annotated as glutamate receptor 3-like. Gene Ontology annotation, biological process: modulation of chemical synaptic transmission; monoatomic ion transport; synaptic transmission, glutamatergic. The transcript has 17 exons. The record is from RefSeq and is a predicted model, not a curated record. Gene Ontology annotation, cellular component: dendritic spine; postsynaptic membrane; plasma membrane. Gene Ontology annotation, molecular function: transmitter-gated monoatomic ion channel activity involved in regulation of postsynaptic membrane potential; AMPA glutamate receptor activity. NCBI's taxonomy places the organism in Eukaryota, Metazoa, Chordata, Actinopteri, Syngnathiformes, Syngnathidae. The coding region runs from base 8 to 2890 and encodes 960 amino acids.